This is a messenger RNA of Paramecium pentaurelia, 1783 nucleotides long. The record is from the annotation of a GenBank genome assembly. Lineage: Eukaryota; Ciliophora; Oligohymenophorea; Peniculida; Parameciidae.
AAUGAAUCCAAAUGAUGAUUAGUAGAGACUAUACUAAAUGUUCUAAUAAAUGGGUAAUCCAGACCCAUAUGGACGAAUGUUACCUGUGCCAAAUCCUCAAUAUUAUUAAUGUUGGACUCCACCUUUUCCAUAAUAAAUGAUGCCACCCCCUCCAAAUUAAAAAUAUCCAUUUCCAGAUUAAUUUAUGCAUGACCAAGCUCUUUAAAUGAAUUCACUUCAACCUAAUCAAGGUGGAAUGAAUUUAAAUGGUAUGCCAUAAGGUUUACCAAAUAUGCCUCCAAUGCCUAUUGGAUUUGGAAUGCCUCCUAUGGGACCAGGUCAAUUACCUCCUGGAGCUAUGGGUCCAGGUCCUAUGGGUCCCAUGGGUCCAAUGAGUGCCAUGGGUCCAAUGGGCCCUAUGGGACCAAUGGGUCCAGGACCAAUGUAAUUACCUGGUAUGGGACCUAUUCCUCAAGGACCUAUGGGAUAGAUGCCAAAUUUUGAUUUUCCAUUUAAACAAUAACCACAAUUAUAAUAGUAAAUAGGAUAGAAUCAAAUGAUAUAAUAAUAAUAAUAGCAAUAAUAAUAAUAAUAAUCACAUUCAUAAUAAUAACCUUUGCAAUAAUAAUAAUAAUAAUAAUAAUAAUAAUAGCAAGUUUAAUAACAACAAUAAUAGGCACCUUAAAAUCAGAAUUAAGGAAAUUCAAAUACAAAUAAUAAUAAUAAUAAUAGUAUGACUUAAUAAAACAAUUUAGAAUAAGGUAAAUGAAUCAUAAUAUUUUAGGUUUUUCAUAAGUUGUAAAUGAGUUUUAAUUAAAAAUUUUGAAUAUGUUUGUUUAAUAAAAUUAGAUGUUAUUAGACUUUAAGAAUAAAAAUGCCAAUUUGGAAAGUGUUAUAACACAAAUAUUAGAUGAAAUAACAAAUCUACAAAGAAUUGUUGAAUAGAAAUUUGAUAAUGGAUAGACAGAAGAAUUUGUUAGUAGAUGUAAUCAUUUAUAAUUUUAUUUUAUUAGUAUCUAUACCUCAUCAAGAAAUGACACAUAAUAAUAUCUUAUUAAAGUCUUUAUCUUAUAAUUUAAAUGAAUUUUAAUAUUAAUUGGUAUUGAUUAAUGACUUAGAUACUGUUUUAUUUAAAGACAAGAACUUUAAUCUUGAAAUUGCUCUUAAGGAUAUGAAAGGAUAAAAUAUUAAAAAUAAAAAUAAGAUAGAAUUAGAGAUACAAUUAUAUUCAUCAGAUGAUAAACCAAUGUUAUUAUAACUAAAUUCAUAAAAUCAAGUGAUAUUAAGAUUGCCUGAAGAUAAUAUUUGGUUAGAUGAUGGAUUAGCAGAUGUUGAGAAACUCUAAAUCAAUGAAGUUACAUCUCACUUUUAAAAUGGAUGGGUACAUAUGAUAGUAUAUCCCAUAAGAAAUAAUAAUAAAAUAGGAUCAGAUGACAUAAAUCCUGCAUUAAUAAAACCAUUAAUAUUAUAAAUUGUUGUGAAAUCAAAAAAAACAUUUAAGAAGUAAUUUUAGUUUUAAUUAAUUAGAUCAUCUCGUUCAAGGUCAAGAUCUCAUGAAAGAUUAAGAAGAUUAGAAAAGUUAGAAAAUAAAUCAAGUUCAGAAUCAGAAAAUGAAUAAAAAGAUAUGAAAAUAUCAUAAGAAAAAUAAAAUGGAAAUGAAAAUUAAAUAGAAGAAUAAAAUGAUAAGGAAAAAGAUAGUGAAAAGAAAAAUAAUAGUAUCUAGAAUAAUAAUGAAUAAUAAAAUGAAAAUUAACAAGAAAAAGAGGAAAUUUAUUAAAAUAAUGAAUAUGAAUCUGAAUCUUGA